Molecule: messenger RNA, 1309 nt
Organism: Bombina bombina (fire-bellied toad)
Lineage: Eukaryota; Metazoa; Chordata; Amphibia; Anura; Bombinatoridae
Gene: TMEM71
Product: transmembrane protein 71
Exons: 11
Coding region: 290-1234 (314 amino acids)
Source: RefSeq, a predicted model, not a curated record
AUUUCAGAGGCUCCCUGGGAACUCAGACAGCCAGUAACUAUAUACAAGAGGCACAGAAGCGGAGAUAGACCCUAGCAGCUCUGCAAUUAAACCAUGAAUGCCGUCACAGCAAGGAACACAUAGGAAGAAGUGACAUUUCUUGCAAACUUUUUCUAAGAGUGGUAACUAACAGUUUGCACAUUUAUGAAGAGAGCUGACAGGUUCCUGACAUCUCUAGCAAUCAAAGGGUUAAUAUAAAAGGAAUUCUCUCUCUUUUUUUUAGUCAAAAAUUUUGUAUAAGGCUUCCAAAAUGGAGGGAAUGCAUCCUCUGAUGUCGACGCCUGUAUCAGCAAAACAUUCAGCGUAUUUAACAAACAAGUCUACGGAUCUACCAUCAGAGUUCUUUGAUUUUUUUAAUACAAGUGGCUCGUUCCAGUAUAUGAACAUGGAAUCCCCUGAGACCCCCUUCUCAACCCCUCAAAGUGGAAUCAUUAUUUCUUGUAGACACAGCCCUCGGUUACUUUCCAAUGGUUAUUACAUUUUAGAUGAGAGCAGUUAUUUAUGUGACGAAGAAAGCGAUGGGGAUAUAUCUCUAAGUCCUUUAAAAGCCAUUGUGUCCUACAAAGAGAAGAUAGCAAGAAUUUUUAGGAGAAGGCGUAAGCAUGUGAGGCGUUCACUUCUGGAGGCAUGGAACAAUGAGGUCACGUCAUCUGCUGAAGAUGGUGUAUGGGAGGAAGACACAGGAACAUUUAAACUUAGUUACCAUCUGAGCUCUGAGAAUGACAAUGGAGAUCCGAGCCCCUGUCAACCUGGAAGGGUUCCUCAAACAGAUAGAAUAGACUUUGCUGAUGAAUCUUAUGUUUCACCUGUGGUUUUUGACUCAGGAGGAUUUCUGUGCGGGACGAACGAUGAACAUGCAUAUUCUUAUGAUGUGAAUAACUGUAUAUCACCAAUGCAACCUGUUACCGGGAUAUAUGUCGAGACCAACAGCAACUCACAACCAGGUGACGAUUCAUCAGUAACUUCCAUCAUACCUGUCAGAAAUAUCUAUAAAGACUCUUUGAAAAAAGAAUUUUGUGAACGGAAAAAAGGAGUUCAUCAUGUGACCUUGCUCUUCCUGGGCUUAAUUGUUAUUCUAGCAAGUUUAUGGCUGGGUGAGCUGAUUUUCACUCUUGUGACUUACGUUUUGUUGAUCACCUUACUGUGUCUAAGAUUGCAACCUAAGAGAAGAAACUUUAAAAACAAGAUUAGCUGAAAACGACAAGAUUCGGAACCACUUCCUUCCUGCUGGGAUUUCUUACUAGUCAAUAAAUAAUACUAAAACAUCAAA